ACGCAUGGAUAAAUAAACAUUAACACGAGAAAGCUUCUGAAAGCUAUUAAAAGUUUUGUAUUCUGUUGAAAUGCCUCUCAGGUUAUCUAUUUUUCACUAUACAGUGUUUGCAUUUUGUUAAUGGGAAAAGAUAUAAUUAUGAAAAGAGUAUAUAUGAUAAAAUGUCUGUAGAAUUUGAAGUUCUGUCCUGUAUAUAUGUAACGUGAAUUUAAAAUAAAUUCUCAAAGUUUGUGAGAUUUUGCAACUAUGGAAUGUUAAGCAUCAUAUAAAAAUUAAUAUUAAAUAUCAACAAUAUUGUAACAUCGAUGAAAAACUAAAUAAAAAAGAUAUCUAAAGUUUUGAUGAAUUGUGUUUUUAAAACCGUAUAUUUUACAAUGAAUCCUUGUGUCUCAUCUACUAGAACAUUAAUAUCAAAGUGGAUCAAAUCUCAUCAUUGUAAAUCAAUACUUUGUGCAUCAAAUAUUGAAACUAAUGCCAUUAUUUUUUGUCAAAUUCAUUGUGGUUGGAAAGUAAAUAACUAUUAUAGAUUUGUGCCAAAAAUCAGAGAUGCUGAGAAUAAAUCAAAAGCUUUAUCGCACACCUAUUUAAAGCAGUUGCUACAAAAUUGCAAAUCAGUGAAAGAGCAAAUAGAAACCUUUGAUUCUUAUGUAAAGCUAACAGAUGAGGAUAUUUCACAUCGAAAUUCUGUUUGUCAUGAUAUUGAAAAGAUUUUCAAAUCUCAUUUUCCUAAUUGUUCUGUUCACCUUACUGGAUCUAGUGUAUCAGGAUUAGGUCUUAAAGGAUGUGAUGUUGAUUUAUCUUUUCAGCCUUCUGCUGAUGAAAACAAUGAGAUCAAUCCCAUUAAAGACUUGAGUUCAGAUUCUGUUAAAGAUAUUAAAUUAGGAAAAGUUCCAGUCUGUAAUUUUUCAUCAUUAUUACCAAGGCGACAACUGCACCUCUUAAAAAAUGCCUUAAUGAAUUCAGGGGCUAUUAAGGAAUCAGCUGUUGUACCUGGGCAUUGUCCAAUUUUAAAUUUUACUUAUCAGAAUCUAAGCUGUGAUGUUUCUGUGGACAAUAAAUCAGCUCUUGGUGGAACUAACCUCAUGCUGCUUUGUCGUCUGCUGGAUGAUCGAUUUGCACCACUAUAUCGAUUUAUAUCAUAUUGGGCAAAGCACUAUCAUCUAUGUGGUGGUCCAAUGAAACUUAAAAGUUAUGCAAUCUUUCUGCUUAUUGUUUACUUUUUACAAACCAGGGAUCCACCUAUAUUACCAACUGUCCAGUAUAUGUUUGAUAAAACAGAUUUUAUCAACAAUCAAGAUAAUUGGUCAUAUGAUGUUUCUAAAUAUUUAGACAGAUUUGGAAGCUCACAGAAUCCCCAGACUAUAGAUGAAUUAUUACAAGAAUUUUUCUUUUUCUACACCAAAUUUGAUUUUUUAAAUGUGAUAUGCCCAUUAACAAGUCAGAUAGAAAAUGCGAGAGACUUCAUUUCAAAGAAUGAUUCCGACGAAAAUAAGUUUCAGGUUGCUGAGAUUUCUAUACAAGAUCCUUUCAACCGUGAUUGGAAUGUCACAUCUGGAGUGAGUCAUAAAUACAGUAGACAUUUUAAGCAGGACUUGUCAUUAAUGUGCAAAGCAUAUAACACUGAGAAAUAUUGGAAACCUAGUUUUGAGAAUUGGGGUCUUCUGUGUCUCUUUGAGGUUCUUAAUGAAAGAAAAUCUAAUAAAAAAUAAUUCUAAUAAAAAAAA
This is a messenger RNA of Argiope bruennichi, 1724 nucleotides long. RefSeq names its product speckle targeted PIP5K1A-regulated poly(A) polymerase-like. Lineage: Eukaryota; Metazoa; Arthropoda; Arachnida; Araneae; Araneidae. The coding region runs from base 342 to 1709 and encodes 455 amino acids. The record is from RefSeq and is a predicted model, not a curated record. Gene Ontology annotation, molecular function: poly(A) RNA polymerase activity. Gene Ontology annotation, biological process: mitochondrial mRNA polyadenylation. The transcript has 8 exons.